Trichobilharzia szidati is the source of this 1173-nucleotide messenger RNA. NCBI's taxonomy places the organism in Eukaryota, Metazoa, Platyhelminthes, Trematoda, Strigeidida, Schistosomatidae. The record is from the annotation of a GenBank genome assembly.
AUGACACCUAUUCCUACCACUGCAUUUACUGUCAAUAACGCCAAUUUAAUGCGAAUAUAUGAUGAGAAUUACUUGACCUGUUCAACACACAUGUCACAUCUAUUCAUUUAUCAUCAGAGUGGAAUGAACAGUGGAAUAUCGGUUAACUUCAUUACCCUGCCAGGUUUAGAAUCCCAUACUACAGAUGAAAAUGAAUGUAAAACUAUUUUAGUCAAAGAGUUAAGGCGGUAUAAUAGUCAGCAUAAUAAAUAUGACGAUGACAUUGAUGAUGAUGAUGACAUACCAACUUCAAAACUAAGCAUUAAGAAGUACAUUGAAAAAUAUUGUAUUGGAGAGGACAAUAUUUGUACAUAUUUGGGUAGAAUUACACCACUUAUCAGAUAUCCUUACAAUAUAUUAAAUCAUAUUCAAAAGCGCAUACCGCUACUUUAUGUGAAAGCAGAUAAUGUAACUGAACGCAAUUUCAGGUUAUAUGUGAAUACAUCAUGCAAUGUGAAGUAUCAAAUUAUAAGUUUAUACACACUAUUGACUGAAUGGAUAAAUUUUGCUUAUAAGGAGAAAAUAAUAUGGUGGAUAAGUUAUCGAAGUUUAUUAGGCUCUUUAAGACUAGACGACAUAAUUCCAUAUGAUGCUCAUUUAGACAUUGGUGUACUGGAUGCCGGUGAACAUGUGCUACAAAAGUUUGAAACGCCUAGGAACAGAAUUAGUUCAAGUAAACUGAAUAUAAUAUUCCGUGAUUCGGCCGAGUGUUCUGUCUCGCAAACGUCGACGACCGAUCAGUCAACACUGACAUUUGACGAUACCUCCUUUUCAAACAGUGGUAUACUUUCAUUCUGCGAACCUCAUGCCCGUGUAUUUCGUACUAAAAAUGCCUACAUCAACAUCUAUCCUGUUGAACUAGUUAUCACCGGUGAAGAUGGGAAUUUAAAACCGAUAAGUGCUGACUUCGUUGAUGAUUAUCUAAAUUCAUUCAGCGUUAACCCUACCAAACAGACGUAUGAUUUCACUAUAUUAUUUCCAUUAAAAGCGUGUAAUCUCAUAGGAUUGUCAGUUCCAUGUCCAAAUAAAGCAGAAUAUUUUAUAGAAACUGUUUAUGGUAAAAAUUAUCUUAAACCUAAAUAUUUGUGUAACUUAUUCAAUGGAAAAUGGGAAUUAAAUAAAAAGUAUUACUAA